This is a messenger RNA of Paramecium sonneborni, 845 nucleotides long. The record is from the annotation of a GenBank genome assembly. NCBI's taxonomy places the organism in Eukaryota, Ciliophora, Oligohymenophorea, Peniculida, Parameciidae.
AUGUUAUUUGAAAGCUCUAUUAAAUAAGGGGAUCCUCGUCUUUCUAAUAGAAAUAAAUCAGGAUAAGCAACAGAAGUAUCAAAUAAUUAUGAUCGAUCCUUCAAUAGCAGAGUUAUUUAUGCAAGAAAUCUAUUUUCAAAAUUAUUCUUACAGUUAAUUAUUGUUUGUAUUUCUAAAUAAUAAUUUAGGUAUUUAUGCAUGGAUUGUGCAUUCAUUACCUAAUUUAGAUAAUUUUUUAGAAAAAUAGAUGUGGAUAUUUUGGUUAAGUUUAGGUGUUUGUAUAGUAAUAGCAACAUUGACAUUUAUAUAUAGGAAUUAAUUAAAAACUGCUCCAAUGAAUUGGUUAUGUUUUAUUUUAUUUACUAUUUCUUUGGCAUCAUUGUGUGGUUGCUUAGUAGCAUUUGGUAAUUCAUAAAUUGGAUUAAUGAUUUUUGUGAAUUUUGCAAGUAUCAAAAAAACAUAUAUAUUUUAGGUGUAAUAUUCUUUUUAUUUUUGUAUUCUUCAACUGUUAGAAGAAAGAUAACUUAUUCUGGAGCUGUUCUUUUUUUAUCUGCAGGAAUAUUAAUUGUAUUUGAGAUGUUUACUAUCUUUUCUAAAAUCUCAUUAUUCUGGAUAAUGAUUAUUUCUUUAUCAUCCUUUUUAAUUGCAUUUUUAUUGCUUUAUGAUACUUACACAAAUUUGAAGUUUUUAUUAUUUUAUAUCAUUUAUUUAGUUCUGAUGAUUCUUAUGAUAUAAGUGCAGCAGAUGAUGUGAGUGGAAGUGUGACUAUAUAUUGGGAUAUUAUAUUAUUAUUUUUGAAAAUGGCAGAACUUAUCAAAGAUAACCUAUUUAACAGAAAAAAUUGA